Molecule: messenger RNA, 696 nt
Organism: Ramularia collo-cygni
Lineage: Eukaryota; Fungi; Ascomycota; Dothideomycetes; Mycosphaerellales; Mycosphaerellaceae
Product: related to short-chain alcohol dehydrogenase
Exons: 2
Coding region: 1-696 (231 amino acids)
Source: RefSeq, a predicted model, not a curated record
AUGCCCGGAAAGACUCUUGUCGUACUCGGCUCAGGCCCGGGGAUUGGCGUGGGAGUCGCUUCUAAUUUUGCUGUACGAGGUUUCACUCACAUAGCUCUCGUAUCGCGGGACCAGAAGCGCUUGGGAGAGGAUGAGGACAAGGUUCUGGAUGCCGUGCAGGAGCGAGGGUACAGCUGCCAGGUCAAGACUUGGGUCUGUGACCUCACCGACUCUGAGAAAUUGAAGAAGACGCUUGGGGAGAUUGAAUCCUUUGGGAGUUUGGAGUGUGUGCUUUAUAAUGCUGCGAGAGUUGCCGGGAAACCGCCACUUGAGGAGAGUGUGGAGAAUAUCGAGAAGGAUUUCAAGCUCACGAACCUGGCGCUUUACGAGACUGCUCUCUGGGCAAUUCCCAAGUUGAAGGAAGCCUCUGGGCAGGAUAGCUCGCCCUCCUUCUUUGUGACUAGCACGACUCAGCUCUACAAGGAACCCUUGCCAGCUCUGGUCUCUUUGUCAAUGGUCAAGUCUGCUCAAAGAGCUCUGGUGCUUUCUAUCCACGACCAGUAUGGCAAGGACGUGCAUGUUGCGCUUCUCAGUGUUGGCGGCGUUGUUUCCCCCGAAGCGAAGAAUCUCAAUCCAGCAAAUAUCGCUGAUAGGGCUUGGUCGCUGUAUAAGCAGCCGAGAGACAAGUGGGAGAGGGAGGAAGAGAUUCACGAGUAG